Messenger RNA from Talaromyces atroroseus, 999 nucleotides. RefSeq lists its product as hypothetical. The transcript has a single exon. The record is from RefSeq and is a predicted model, not a curated record. The coding region runs from base 1 to 999 and encodes 332 amino acids. NCBI's taxonomy places the organism in Eukaryota, Fungi, Ascomycota, Eurotiomycetes, Eurotiales, Trichocomaceae.
AUGCAGCCAGCCCGACGCAGUGGUAUCCCCUUGGGUUUUGAGCAUCUUCUCCAUCCUCAAGACCAGUCGAGACAGGAUCCGGCGGAGAACACUGUUCCCCCCGGUUCAUCAACCACAUCUUCUAGAUUUCGGUUGCAUAUGCGCCAACAGCCCAUUGCAACAAGGGCCUGCGCGGCGGGCGAGAAGGACCGUCGUCCUGUCGACCCACCACCAAUCCUACAAAUGCUACUGGUUGAUUUCAACCCUGACUCAGAAACGGAUCAGGCAAUAUUGCAAAACCCGCAAUAUGUUGUAGGCUGUCUGCUGUAUUCUGUACAAAGAUCGCCUGGAGGAGGAGGAGGAGAACAAGAGAGGCUUGUCCACAGUUCCCAUGUGGCAGAGACCAUACGAAAACGUCAACGAGAUAGCCCUAACAGAGGUAUUGGUGUUCUGUCUUCCUCCAAUGAGCAGCAGCAACAGCAGCCAAAUCGCCGCUUUGUGCAGAUACUAUCCGGGAGGACGCACGUAUCUCCCUUUUACACACUCUAUGAUCCGGAUCCUGAAACGGCGCCGGAAUAUCCUCGAACUACUCCUACCACUACACCCCAUCACUUCUCUUCUCGAGAGCAAGGGCAUCCUCAUCCUCAUCAAUAUCGUCAUCAUACCCAUCCACUAAUGACGAAUACCCCCCCAAUGCCAGCUACAUUCUUUGCAUUUCCAGACCUCUCUGUGCGCGCUGCAGGCACCUAUCGUUUGAGAUUCCGUCUAAUGGAUUGGGGCAUAACUGCCGAAACGGGCACGGCGCAACCAAUCCUCGCCGAGGUAUUCUCAGAGCCAUUUCGCGUAUAUACGUCCAAGGACUUUCCAGGAAUGAGAGGCUCGUCGACCCUAACUUGGAAUUUGAGGAAGAUGGGUAUGAUGGAGCUGAAGCCUCGCGAAGGGAGAGGAAAAGGUGUAGGGAAAGGGAAGGGGAAGGGUAAAGGGAAAGCACAAGAGAAGGAGAGAGAAAAAGAAGACUAG